GAGCCCUCCAGACGCUUCAUCAUGGACCUGAACACCGGCCUCGUCAAGGAACACGUCAGUGAGAUGGAGAGGAGAGUGGCACCAGUGUACACACCUUCCUCUGUGGAUGAGUACAGACAGGGAACCGAGAACUCCCAGAAAACUCUGGUGGACAUCAGGAGCGGACGCAUCAUCAGGCCUGUUGGAGAGAUGGAGAGAAGCAAUAAACAGAUACUUCAGGAUGAGAGAGACAGAUUCCAAAAUGUGAGGCUGGUUGGGGCUGAGGUCCGGAGCGUCCCAGUGGAGGAACGUAGACAGGGAACAGUGCCUUCCAGACGAUUCAUUUUGAACCUGAACACCGGCCUCGUCAAGGAACACAUCAGCGAGAUGGACAGGAGAGUGGCACCAGUGUACACUCCUUACUCUGUAGAUGAGUUCAGACAGGGAACCGAGAACUCCCAGAAAACUCUGGUGGACAUCAGGAGUGGACGCAUCAUUAGGCCUGUUGGAGAGAUGGAGAGAAGCAUGAAACUGACACCUCAGGAUGACAGGCUGGUGAGUGCUAAGGCUGAGACUCACUCAGAGAAAGAGUGUGUUGGUGAGGUCAUCGAUGGCCACUGCUAUCAGUUCAACCCCACACUAAUGACCUUCAGUGAGGCAGAGUACUCCUGCAGAAUUCUCUCCCCUUACGGACACCUGGCCUCCGUAACCAACGGCAACCUGCACUCCCGCCUGGUCUCCCUGGUGACCAGGGCCACCAAGAGUCCCGUCCUCACCUGGCUGGGUGGAGUCGUGAAGGAUAAGCAGUCAGAGUGGACCGACGGGUCAGCCUGGGGCUACAGUGACUGGAUGCCCCGUCACCCAGACACACAGACAGACAAGCAGGCUUGUCUGGAGAUGUUCAGAAUUGAUGAGAGCUGGUGGACAGCAGUGGACUGUGAACUGAAGAGAGCUUCCAUCUGCUCCUUCCCCAUGGCAGCAUAAGAGGCCUGCACUAACUGUAGAAUUAGAACAAGUAGAAUGGACAUUACAAUGCACUAUGAAUGGGACUGGUCACUCGAUGGCAAGUUGCAACAUACAUAGAAGGCAACAAAACCUG
This is a messenger RNA of Salvelinus fontinalis (brook trout), 1078 nucleotides long. RefSeq lists its product as uncharacterized. Lineage: Eukaryota; Metazoa; Chordata; Actinopteri; Salmoniformes; Salmonidae. The coding region runs from base 22 to 963 and encodes 313 amino acids. The transcript is spliced from 8 exons. The record is from RefSeq and is a predicted model, not a curated record. Gene Ontology annotation, molecular function: signaling receptor activity.